AUGAAACUCUCCAAGAAGUCUAGACAGUCCCAUCUCGCUGGAAUUGCUCUAUAUGAGCAAAAGCACAGGGACAAUGCACUCACCAACAACCAGCAAACCACCACCACCACCACCACCACCACCGCCAGUGCUGCGGCAGCGGCAGCGGCAGUAGCAGCAGUAGUUCAGAUCUCAUCACCAAACAAGAUUUCUGGAACCCCCAACCUGAGCAAAACCUCCCCAAAGAAAAAAAUUGGCAUUAAUCAGCCAGAUACUGGGCAUCAUAAUGUUUCCAACACCUCUCAAAUAUCCAAACCUUUCACGUCGGGUAGAUCUUUCGAAACCCCUGUCAAAAACCACCAUCACCUUCAUCAUCAUCGUUUGUUGCCACAAUUAGUGAAAGACAAUAAAAAUCUCAGUUUCCAAAGCAUUGAUAUCCAUCACUUGCACGAUCCUAUUAAUAUGGACUCGCGCACCUCAACUCCAGUAGUCAAACCGCUCAAUACCACUACUCGGCUGCCAUCUUUGACCACAGUCGAUGAUGAUGAUGCCUAUCCUGUUACAUUCCUGUCAUCGCCAAGUAAGAAACUUCUCCCAAACCCUGAGAUAUCCAGAAAAAAUUCCCCUAACAAGUCGUUGGUGCUGCAGAAAAGUUCCAGCCAUCUGUAUCGUGCUCUUUUAUCUUCAUCAAGCCCAACCAAUAAACAACAUCAUUGCGACGACACCACAUUGGCAGAAAGCAGUGCUGCUGCUGCUUCGAAAGAAGCAGCGCUAGAUUUGAACUUCCUUAAUAAAAAUGAACAAGCUCUUGCUAUUGGGAGCGCCAAUGCUGCCCUUAAAGAAGAACCAGAGCCAAAGUCAUUAAAGCUUCCCAAAAAAUUGGAGAAACUGAAGCGGAAUACCCCAACGGAUACCACCGAUGUGAACCAUCCUAAACCAUCACCAGUAUCAAGUCAAUACACUUUGGCAAAAUAUACGAAGAAAAACAAUUCGCCCACAGUAUCACCAGGCAAUGAUGAUUCCGUGAAGUCAUUGAAAGCUGCUAAGCUUGCGGCGUUUAGGUCUGCCACCAGAGGUCAUAAAAGUAACAACAGUGUGAAGGAAACACAAGCUGAACCAGAUAUGGUAGACUUGGGGUCUGGUCUCACUAUGGAUUGGAAAACGAUAAAUGUUAUUGCCCAAAAGAGAGUGAACCCAACCCUUGCAACCAUGGAUGCAGAAAUCAAGAAAAAAAAGGACGAGAAAGAGGCUAGCAUAAAGGACAAGGCAAAGGAAACCAAUAAGCAUAAGAUGGUCGCAGGGACUGAAAAGAUACUGCAAGAGCCAAAAAGGGAAUCGACAGAACUGGAAGACAAAAAGGAGAAAGAAAUUGGGCCGGAUAAGAGUACCAAUGGAAGAUUGGGAUUCCUCAAGAGAAGAAUACAUCAUAUAAAGAAAGAAAAAAACAAGGAAAUCGAGAGUAAAAAGGGUGAGAAGAAGAAGAACGUUGAGAUAGAGGAGGAAAAGGAGAAGGAUAAAGAGGGAGAAAAUCAGGAGAAUGAAAAGAAAGAAACCCAGGAAGAGAUAGAGGAGAAGGAUGAGAAGGGGGACAAAGAAAUCCCAAAUGUUUCAAAAGAUAUUGAAAAUGUUGGAAAGACGGGUAUACUCCGUGAUAGUAGCUCUGAUGCCAAUACCUCUGAGAUUGCAGACUCUCCCAAUUUGAUCGCAGAUCCACAAGUUGUUUCAAAGAUUUCAGAAACAGGCAAUCCCCAACAUCAGAUAACGUCAAAUGGUGAAAGUCCUGAAGAAGAAUCUUCUGAAAUCCAAUGGUUACCAAAAUUUUCGAACCAGUUGGAUAAUGAUACCGUUGCGGCUGUCAAGAGUUUGCCUUUAACACCGCUGGAUGAGAAAUCAGGAAUUUUUUUUGACUUUUCUUCUGGAGCCGAAAAAGAAGUGCAAAAUGAUCAAAAAUUGGCUAAUAGGGAAGAUUUGAGUAAUAGUGAAGAUUUUAACAAUAAGCAAGAAUCCAGUAAUAAUAAGAAAUUGAAUAAUCAUGAUGAUGCAGAAGAAGCACCAAGUGCCUCUCACAAUGGGACAAUUGAAGUACCGGAAAUCAAGAAACUCCCAAAUACGGCUGCUCCCUUAUAUAAUUCGAGUCUUGAUCCUGGAGAACCUGUGAUGCCUACUAGCGGAACAGAUACUACUAAACACAAAACUUCCAAUUCCCCGGGUCUGAAUUCCUCGAUAUUGUCUGAUGGAGACCCACGAGCUCCAAUAAACUCAGUUUCUCAAAUAGAACCCCCAGAAUUGGAAGAUAAAUACAAUUCUCUGUAUAGCCAUAAAGACUAUGAUUUGAAAGCCCUUGUCGAUCAGAAUCAUAUGCUCAUUCACCAUCUUGAGAACUAUUCAAUUAAUAAUGACAAGUCUGGUCUGAAAAAGCCUCACAAGUCCUUAAUAAGCUUACAAGAGGAGCUCAUCCGUACAGAGCAUCAAGUAUUAGAUAAUGAGGUCAGAGAGCUUGGCGAAGACCAUUUCACUGAAAGCCCUGAAAGUCCACUGAAAGAAUUGAAGGACAGACACCGAAAUUUAGCACAGCGCCGUAAAUCCUUAGUUGAAGAUGGUAAAGUACUUGAAGGUGCCCGGACAGCUAUUAUUGGUGGAUCCCCUCACAAAAAUUGUCCAAAUCAAGAGAGUGACGAUGCAAUAGUAACUGAACCAGCAGCAGCUCGUUCGGUGUUUAAUGGAAUUAAUGAGAAAAGUACCGGUGAAGAGAAACCAGUAAAUACCACCCAUGAAACUGAGAAACAAGAAGAAAAAAGAGAAAAUGGAAACAAGGGUAUAUCAAGAAACCCAUCCAAUGAAUCAAUUCUUACAGAAUCAAAGAUUGCCCAAGGAAGAUAUGAUCCCUCCAAUUCAGAAAUAAAUCCGUCCAUCCAGACCCUAAGAAGCAAUGAAGGGGUUAUUGGGCAAAAGAUCACAAAUAACUCUGGUGGUGCCUCGGGACUUUCAGAGAACAAGAAUAGAAGAAGCUCUUUGUUGAACAAAUUUGGCAAAUAUGUUGCCAGAAAACAUGAAAAGAGUAAAAAGGUAGUUGCAUAG
This is a messenger RNA of Saccharomycopsis crataegensis, 3057 nucleotides long. RefSeq lists its product as uncharacterized. The transcript has a single exon. NCBI's taxonomy places the organism in Eukaryota, Fungi, Ascomycota, Saccharomycetes, Ascoideales, Saccharomycopsidaceae. The record is from RefSeq and is a predicted model, not a curated record. Bases 1 to 3057 code for a protein of 1018 amino acids.